Molecule: messenger RNA, 447 nt
Organism: Aaosphaeria arxii CBS 175.79
Lineage: Eukaryota; Fungi; Ascomycota; Dothideomycetes; Pleosporales
Exons: 1
Coding region: 1-447 (148 amino acids)
Source: RefSeq, a predicted model, not a curated record
AUGCCGCUCUGGAACGUUUACCACCCCGAGAGCAUUUUCGAGGAUGAUGCCAGCAAGGCAGCCUUCUCAGCCGAUGUUGUCUCCUACUACACCGCGGUCGGUUUGCCUGCCUUUUAUGUCGUUAUCAAUUUCAUCAAGAUGUCCGGAAACACCACGUGGGUAGGAGGCAAACCGCCCAACAAGGAGGAGCCCUUCGUCCGAUUUACCAUGGACCACAUCGCUGUCCAUAUGCCAGACAUCGACAAGGUUUACAGAGCGGAGUCAGAUAAACUGGACAACAUCAUCAGGAAGCACCUGGAGAAGAAAGGUCACACCUGGGAGUUCCAUGUCAACGAAACGGAAAGACGACUAUGGAAGAUCCACGGGUUGUUCCCACCACCAUUCGGCAGCGAAGCAGAAAAAGUUUGGGUCGAACAGAACAAAGCUACGCCAUGGGAGAAAUUGUGA